GACAGCGGUGUCUUCUUCGACUUCGCGGUUGAAAAGUGUCGGCUAAAAACAGAGACAGAACUUGAACCUGUACAUUCUGAAUAAUGUUCAACAGCAAUGGCCACUUACUCCAUGCUGCAGGACAGAAUCAGGGUAGCCAAGGAGCUGCUUGAGCGAGUGAACAAGAUUUGUAGUCGGCAAGGCCGUGAUAUUGAGGGUCGUGCUAAAUUGUGCAGUAAGCUCCGAGCUGAGCUCAAGUUCCUGCAAAAGGUGGAGGCUGGCAUGGUCGUGAUCAAGGAGUCUCACCUACAAAGUACCAAUCUUACGCACCUGAGGGCCAUCGUGGAGUCAGCUGAGAACCUAGAGAAUGUGGUGAGUGUCCUGCAUGUGUUUGCCUAUGAAGGACCUGAUGGGCAGAAGCAGACAUUGGUGGUUGAUGUAGUGGCAAAUGGCGGACACACAUGGGUGAAAGCCAUUGGGCGCAAGGCUGAGGCAUUACACAAUAUCUGGCAAGGCCGUGGCCAGUAUGGGGAUAAAAGUGUGAUACGGCAAGCAGAAGAUUACUUUGAGGCCAGUCAGCAGCAGCCUGUGCAGUACAGCAAUCCUCAUAUUAUCUUUGCUUUCUACAAUGGUGUGUCCAGCCCUAUGGCUGACAAGCUGAAAGAAAUUGGUAUAUCUGUAAGAGGUGAUAUUGUUGCUGUUAAUACAAUGAUUGGAGGUGGAGAGGAGGAAGUGGAGGAUGAAAGUAAAGACAAACAUAGUUUGGAGGAAGAGAACCACGAGGUAGAGGAUGAAGUUGUGCAGGAGAAAGAGGAGGAGGAGGAGGAGGAGGAGGAUGUUAAUGACGAUGACGACGACAGUGAUGAUGCAGACCUCAUGCACACUCGAGUCGACAGAGACACCAUUGUGGCCAGCCUUGCCUUCCCCACUGAGGUGAAGGUAGACGUUUGCAACAGGGUCAACCUUGACAUCACUACACUGAUCACUUAUGUGUCUUCCCUCAGCCAUGGUAACUGUCACUUCACUUUUAAGGAGGUGGUGUUGACUGAACAAGCCGCACAGGAACGGCAAGAGAAAGUCCUGCCCAAGCUGGAGGAGUUCAUGAAGGGAAAAGAGCUGUUUGCUUGUCAUUCUGCCGUUGAGGACUUCCACGUCAUCCUGGACACAUUAGGAGGCCCAGGGGAAAAAGCCAGAGCGGAGGAGCUGCUAGCCAGGCUAAAGGUGGUUCCAGACCAGCCCUCUGAGCGCACCAAACGCUUAGUAAUUAGCUCAAAGGUGAACCGUAGAUCACUGAUGAUCUUUGGGACAGGAGACACAUUGCGGGCUGUCACUAUGACUGCAAAUAGCGGUUUUGUUCGUGCUGCUGCUAACCAGGGUGUGUGCUAUAGUGUGUUCAUCCACCAGCCCCGCGCACUCACUGAGGGGAAAGAAUGGAGAGCAACUCCGAUAUGUGAGAAAUAAGACUAAAAAGCUGUAAUAGUAAUGUGUUAUCAAUGAGGCAUUUAGGAGGGUACAGUAUUAGAAAUGGACAGAGUUGUUAAUUUCAUGCUUAAAGCAAGACACUUAUGAGAGGCACUACUGUACAGUUGCAAAUAAAUUGCACAGCUGGUCACAGAUACAGACAUUGUGCAAUCUUUUUGUAACUCUUUAUGUAAACUCUGUGAGCUCAGUGCCUCGAUUGCAGAACUUCAAUGCAAAGCCAGUAUAGAUGUCAAAUUAGCCAAAUGUAUCAUCAUCAACAAAAAUAUUGUUUAAAAAAGAAGUGUUUAAACAAAAGCAUAUAUUUCUUUUUAAAGCCUUUGUCUACCUGAUUCAGUUUUUUUUUUUUUUUUUCAGUUUAGCUCCCUUUUUUAAACCCAUCAGCCUAGCUGAUUAUUGUUUUCAGUAAUUCUUGAUUCUCACAUACAUUUUUGCAUAAGAGUACAAAAUAAAUGAAUAUAAGCAAAAAUAAAUAUCCUUCAAAUGAAUUAUCACAUUAAGAUUAUCUCUGUGAGAUUCAUCAAUUUGUCUUUUAACCCUGGAGCAUCCCUCUUUGAACAUAAGCUGUUUGUAAACUGGAUCGAGUGUGCACGUACACUAUAUUGCCAAAAGUAUUCGCUCACCCAUCCAAAUAAUUGAAUUCAGGUGUUCCAAUCACUUCCAUGGCCACAGGUGUAUAAAAUGAAGCACCUAGGCAUGCAGACUGCUUCUACAAACAUUUGUGAAAGAAUGGGCUGCUCUCAGGAGCUCAGUGAAUUCCAGCGUGGUACUGUGAUAGGAUGCCACCUGUGCAACAAGUCCAGUCGUGAAAUUUCCUCGCUACUAAAUAUUCCACAGUCAACUGUCAGUGGUAUUAUAACAAAGUGGAAGCGAUUGGGAAUGACAGCAACUCGGCCACGAAGUGGUAGGCCACGUAAAAUGACAGAGCGGGGUCAGCGGAUGCUGAGGUGCAUAGUGCGCAGAGGUCGCCAACUUUCUGCAGAGUCAGUCGCUACAGACCUCCAAAGUUCAUGUGGCCUUCAGAUUAGCUCAAGAACAGUGCAUAGAGAGCUUCAUGGAAUGGGUUUCCAUGGCCGAGCAGCUGCAUCCAAGCCAUACAUCACCAAGUGCAAUGCAAAGCGUCGGAUGCAGUGGUGUAAAGCACGCCGCCACUGGACUCUAGAGCAGUGGAGACGCGUUCUCUGGAGUGACGAAUCACGCUUCUCCAUCUGGCAAUCUGAUGGACGAGUCUGGGUUUGGCGGUUGCCAGGAGAACGGUACUUGUCUGACUGCAUUGUGCCAACUGUGAAGUUUGGUGGAGGGGGGAUUAUGGCGUGGGGUUGUUUUUCAGGAGCUGGGCUUGGCCCCUUAGUUCCAGUGAAAGGAACUCUGAAUGCUUCAGCAUACCAAGAGAUUUUGGACAAUUCCAUGCUCCCAACUUUGUGGGAACAGUUUGGGGAUGGCACCUUCCUGUUCCAACAUGACUGCGCACCAGUGCACAAAGCAAGGUCCAUAAAGACAUGAAUGAGCGAGUUUGGUGUGGAAGAACUUGGCUGGCCUGCACAGAGUCCUGACCUCAACCCGAUAGAGCACCUUUGGGAUGAAUUAGAGUGAAGACUGCGAGCCAGGCCUUCUCGUCCAACAUCAGUGUCUGACCUCACAAAUGCGCUUCUGGAAGAAUGGUCAAAAGUUCCCAUAAACGCACUCCUAAACCUUGUGGAAAACCUUCCCAGAAGAGUUAAAGCUGCAAAGGGUGGGCCGACGUCAUAUUGAACCCUAUGGAUUAAGAAUGGGAUGUCACUUAAGUUCAUAUGCGUCUAAGGGCAGAUGAGCGAAUACUUUUGGCAAUAUAGUGUAUAUGCAGACAGGGGCUAGUUGUCGGACUUUUUACUCCAGUGAGUAUUUCCCAAAGUAGGUUCAUUUUUGAAAGUCAAUUUCUGCAUAGUCACAUACCUUGAAGUCUUGGCUACCAAAAAGCUUCAGAACAUUUCCACAGUUUUUGCUCAGGGAAAUUAUUUUUUUUUUUUAAUAUGCUGUAGGUUGACCUUUUAUGACAACUUGCUCCCAAUACAUGUGGUAUGUUUUUAUAAAGGAACCUGCCAUUAAACCAGUGGUAAAGGUUUCAUGUGACUAUUGGGGGGAAAAUGUUCACCUGUCGUCCCCCCUACUGUGUAUUAGAAAUACAUAGUAGUGCUAGGAUAUUAUUAGGUUUCCAUUCCAAGGAAGCAGGUGUUUGGCUGUCCGUUAUCCUCAGAAUUAGAUGUCAAAUAACAUGACAGGCAGAUGUGGCAUGAAAAUGUGUACCUUCAAUUAGAGCUCUCUAUGGCAAUUUGAAUGGAAAGUGUUAGAACGAUAAAACACCAUGCCCAUCAGCUACAUUUGUGUCCUUUUCUGACAGCGUUAUGCAGUUCCCCAGGGGACCUCUAGGCGGACAAUUCCAGCUAAAAAGACAGUUCUAUGUGACGGUAAUGUUGUAAUAUAACAAGAUAGACUGCGUCUCUGCUGUACAUCAGAUGCUGUAUUGACAAGAAGCUAGACACCUGAGUUACCAAAGUUGCAAGCUGCAAGAAAUAAAACUAAAAAAAAAAAGCGCACGUAAAGAUAUAGAAAGCUAUUUGUAGUUGGAAGGUCAAAUGUAUGACGGAGACCGCUAAGUUAUGUGCAAUAAGAUAACGCGCUCAGAUAUGUUAGCAUAUGUAAGUAACUUGGUAGUUUGUUGGUGAAGACCAAGCCCAAGCCAAGGCUGUCAGCAGUGCUGAUCCCUUCUGAGUCAAGCACUGAGGCUAAAGAAAUUACCUAUAGCAGCCAAGCUAACAAGACGUCGAACACGCGAGUGCCUGUUUUGGGGGUAAGUGUGUGAUUUGAACACUCUUUUGCCACAACUGUGAUUGUAAUGAGACAUUGCCAUUCACUGUAUUUGUCAGCCGAUUUGAUUUACCAUGUACUUAGUUCUCAAAGGAGCGGUAGGGUUUUCCCAGUUAGCUGCAGAGUGCUAAAGACUGAAUCCUCCCUUUUCCCGUAACACGGAUUUAGCGCGACAUCAGCGUUUAAUACAACAGAAAAGCACUCGCUAUUUCACUCUCGAGAUGUGCACGCGAACUCCACAAGCAGCUCGAGCGUGUCAUGAUGUUGUCUUGCUAGCUCAACAGCAGUCAUUAGCACACUACCAAUGACCACUUUCUGAAUCAGUGUUAUAUGGUUUGUUUUGAAUGAUAGGACUCAGGCGUCAGGCCACGACAAUACUUUUAUUCUUGUGUGACUGUAUACUUGUGCUUAAGUAAAUGCACAAUUUUUUUAGUUUUCAUGUAAAUGACUAGAAACGGAACAGGUGUCAUAUCAUGUAAGCUAUGAUAUAAUUUUUGAGGAAUGUAUUACUACCCUUAGCCAGAACUUGUUUAUUUCUUUGUCAGGGGAAUAGGUCUCCACCCUAGCCGAUAUUUGAGCAGUAAUUUGAAAAGAAAACGUCUCACCUGCGUCUUCUGGUAAAACCUUUCCAUAACUUUAUAUAGGCUCUUCUGGCUAAAGGAAACAGAAGAGGACGCAGAAAUCACUAAGAUAUACAUAGGUUUGAAAAAUGAAACUGAUCUCACUGUAAUUACAUGCUUGCGGUGCCAAACCACUUUUUAUAGGCCUUUAUCAUGCUUGAUCGGAGAUUAUCUCCCUAUUGCUGCAAAUGGCAAUUAGAACAGGUUAAAGAAGUCCUAUCGUAUGUAAGUGGUCAUGAAGAGUGGAGAGGGUUAUAUGGAAAGCUGAUUUAGCUUUUAAUGCUCCCAGCAUUACUCGUAAGUGCAUUUGGGCUGCAUCUAACAAUUAUUAUUAUUUUUUAUCGAUUAAUCUAACAAUUCUUUUUCCAAUUAGUCGAUUAAUCUAACGAUUCAUUUGCCGAUUAUUCUAAAGGUUUUUUUUAUAAUUAUUACUUGAUUAAUAUAACAAUUAAUUAACCCAAAAUAAAUAUAAAAAAUGUAUAUUUCAAUAUUUUAUUAAAUCAUCUCUUAAACACAAACAAAUGUACAAGAAACAAUGUGUGCACUGCAGGGCAUUAUUCUGCAAAAACAGUGUUAUUAUGAAUGCAAACUUUAAUACAGUGGAAAAAAAAAUAUUAGCAUAGCAUAAAUAUAUAUAUUUAUGUAUUUAAACUAGCCUUUCAAUGACUUGUUAAAGGUGUUUGCCAAGAAAAACAAUGUAAAUGUAAGUUUGUACAUGAUUGCAUCAUGUCUUGCUGGGAAACGAUUGACUGAAUAAGAAUAUUGAUGACAAUAUUGCUUCUGAAUAAAUUAUAUCUACACCACAAUUGGAAAAAAUUCCCAAGCAACUUUUUUACCCGGACAAGUGAAUUAACAAUUUACUUGUCCGAAGGACAAGCAUAUGACAAUCCUUAAUGUCAAGCCCUGAAUUGAAAUUCUUACAAGUAAAAAUGCAAUUAUGUUGAGUAAUGCUGAGAGCAUUAAAAGAUCAUUUGGCUUACCAUAGGGUUAGCGUGACUUGAUCUUCUUAGUUUCAAAUACUCAACAGGAUGUUUACAGUUAAGGAUGGUUGCAUACCUCAUAACAUAGGCAGAUGCAGCCUCAAGCAUUUAAGUGAAAUAUACAAAUAUCACCCUUUUAUGUGGGGUACUCAGACGUUAUAAAUCUGGUCUAAAUUAUAUUUAGAAUACUGAGUAAAAACCAUUACAAAUUACACUAAGAAUGCUAAUAUCAUUUUAAAGCAAAGGAGCAGAGAUCUUUAUGGGUUUAAUCUCUUGACAAGACGAUCUGCUCAUCAAUGAUUUCCUCUGACAUUGGUGUUUGUGUGAAUUAACAAAAGACCCUUUCCGUACCAACAUUGUACACAAAUGUUUGUCACCCCAUCCAAAUGUUAGUGAGAUUUGAAUAUAUUUACUACUAGAUGUUAUGCCAUCCUUACUUUGAAACCCUAUCUGUAAUGUUACUGAAAUGAGCCAUCGCUACAAACAAAAGCCUUAUGAGAAAUGUGAUGCACCAUUAGUCUGCUGCUCAUUUGAAUUACCCAUUGUUUUUUUUAUUCUCUGUCAACUAGCUUGUUAAUGUUGCAUCAAUCAUAUGUGGAAAAAAUCAAGGUGUUGAUAGUUUAAUAAUAGCCACACCCUCUCUGUAUACAUUAUGAAGUGAGGUAUGUUAACUGAGCAAAUUUAAAAUAACUGCUGCAGUUAACAGUUGGCUAGAAUAUACUUAAGUCAACAACUGUAAUCCUAUAGUAUUAUGCAGUGACUCCGCCCAUACAAUUUUAAGUUACAUGAUAUAUAGCUAGUCAUUAUGUAAGGCAUGAUGAACAGUCAGCCGGUUGUUUUUGCAAAAUAACCCAACAGGGGUCUUGUAUCAGCCUGAAGGGGUUUAUUUUGCAAUAACAGUCAAAUGACUGUACAUUAUCCCGCUUAUUACAUGGCUACUAACCAAAUAAAUAAAUACAAGAACAUAAAAUAUUGAUUUGCAUUGAAAUUAUUUGAAAAGAAAUUGCUGAACUGCAGAAAUCCUCCAGUUUGCACCGGAGUUCUGUUGGUAUUUAUUUUGUAAUUAAUGACUGUUUGACUGCUGAUUAUGCAUCUUAAUACAAGUCUACUUGACAAAUAAAUAAAUGCACAUGAAACAUU
Messenger RNA from Myxocyprinus asiaticus (Chinese sucker), 7042 nucleotides. Its product is annotated as UPF0415 protein C7orf25 homolog. The record is from RefSeq and is a predicted model, not a curated record. The transcript has 2 exons. The coding region runs from base 97 to 1440 and encodes 447 amino acids. NCBI's taxonomy places the organism in Eukaryota, Metazoa, Chordata, Actinopteri, Cypriniformes, Catostomidae.